Molecule: messenger RNA, 2167 nt
Organism: Aspergillus welwitschiae
Lineage: Eukaryota; Fungi; Ascomycota; Eurotiomycetes; Eurotiales; Aspergillaceae
Exons: 1
Coding region: 586-1989 (467 amino acids)
Source: RefSeq, a predicted model, not a curated record
UGUCUCGCGACUCCACCGGCCCGUCAGCGCCUUGAAUGGCGGUGGCGACAAGCGACUGCGGGUACACACACCGUGAUCGAAUUUUCCACCGCCAUCGUCCAUGCGCCCUCCCCCGCGACUGUGAUCUCCGCUUCGCAACGGAUUCGGUGCUUUCUCGCCCCUACAACCGCGGAACCCGACGAUGCUAUCCGCAGUGGGGAGGACACAGCACAGCGGUGGCACGUCAUGCCUCGCAGCAAAUAAUUGUAGUGGAUGGGUUGACAAUGGGUUGUGUCGAUACGGACUCCAUUGCCCCUUAUGGAACCCUUCUGGAUCAACCAUGGAUGGAGCAGGUCAACCGAUGCCACUGGUGAUCCACGACCCUUCCGCCAGCUGCCGUCCAUUGGCCCGCACGAUGGAUCGGCUCCCAUCCUAAGGCUGGCAAAGUUCACCAACGCUGUGGAUUUUGCAAAACUCAGUUCCCCUAUCUUAGGUUAUCGACGUGUGCGGCCACCCUUAAAUCCCCCGGACUUCCGGUGGCUGCUCCCUUGGCUUUGCUCCCCCAGAUGCAUUGAAUUCAGUUUCAAUUGCUGAUCCCCCUUCACUAUGUCUCUCCCACUUCCCAAUGACAUUCUCCUCCAGGUCGGGGAGUAUGUGGAAGACUGUCGGGACCGCUACAACCUUCUCUUUGUUUGCCGUCAUUUUCACGACCUGUUCCUGCGCUUGGUCUACCAAGCAGCAGCCUUGAAGGACUGCUCCCAGACCCGUUCCUUCUUGGGAGCUCUACUCCGUCGUCCCGAGCUGGCUCGGGCGGUUCGCACCUUAGACUUCCAUGACUGGUGUCCUAGAUCCACUUCCACUCCUUCCUCCCCCCUCUCCGACGAAGACCUGGCGCCAUUUGCCCAAUUGGCCCACGCCCUCAGUCAAACCGCUGAAGAACACACGAAAUGGGAGCAGGAUCUCCGGGAUAAUGUUGAAGAGGCUUGGAUCGCGCUUCUCCUGCCGCUGGCGAGCAAUCUGAGGCAUUUGCAAUUGGUAUACCCCAAGCAGAAUGUCUACCUGGACCGCAUGAUGCAGCGGGCAGUGAGGGGAGAGAAGCCCUUCGACGACCAGCCGGCAUUCCGUGUAUUGCGCGAUGUGUCGCUGAGCCAUUUAGCUGACGAGGAAGACAGCCGAGGAAGCUACUUGCCUUCUCAGGUCCUUCCUUUCUUUCAAUUGCCAUCCAUGCGGGCGUUCUCGGCAGACUCGGUGGUUGAGUCUACCCGCCCACGCGACGAUGAGCCUGAACCAACCGGACCUGCUGAGGAACCGACGGCCGGCUCUUCCUCCAUUGCUGAGAUUACACUGAAUACGAGCAGCGGAUCACAGGGCAUGCAGAGCCUGAUCGCCUCAUGCUCCUCGCUUCAAUCGUUCAAGUACCAGCAUUCCGAUUCACACCUGCUCGCAGAGGGGUUCCAGCCUUCUGCAUUCUUCGAGUCCCUUGCGAGCAGUAAGAGCAGCCUGCACACCCUGUGGCUGGACAAUUGCGGCACCCACUUGCCUUUCACCAUUGCUGGAGCGAACGAAACGCAUGACGAGUGGUUCGGGCCUCUGACAGAGUUCACUGCGUUGAAGGAUAUCCGCAUCCGUCUGCCCAACCUGCUCGAUGUUCGCUACCAGUAUGAACCGUCGUGUCCACUCACCGAUGUGCUUCCAGCGUCGGUCGAAUCGUUGUAUGUGGAAGGCUGCAAGGAGAACUCUUUGGCUAUGCUGGUUGGACAGCUGCAAAAGGUCCUUAACAAGCGCAAGACUCAAUUCAAGGGUUUGCGACGACUCGAUGUUGAAGGUUUCUUUCAUGACGAGGAGGACGAGGACGCGUCGGGCUACCAGCCGGCGGAGGCCGCCGGCGAGAAAGUGAUCAAACCCCGGGUGUAUCAGACGGUAGAGCCGCUGCACCGUGCCUGUGCCGAGGCUGGGAUUGAACUCUACGUGCGCGACCGCGUGUGCUUGGCGACGAUGCAAGAAGCAUAACAUCAUUGAUACGACCCGAGACGAUGAUAGAAGAUAGAGGAUAGAUGAUAGACUUACGUUGCGCACAAUACCCAUAGACAACUGCUUUCGGUCUCUUGAUUUGGAAUAAUGCGUUGAUUAGCUAGAUUUUUACAUGAUUUGGAAUUAUUGCGAAUUGAAUGAUUGCAUUGAAUCGAUU